UAAGAGGAUCAAACACGCACACUAUGGCAAACUCUGCGGCGGUGACAACUAUCAACAUCCCAGAAGUGAAACUGAGUUCACCCACCGGUGACCGGAAGAUGCCAGUGAUCGGUCUGGGGACUGCAGUUGACAACUUAGAUGAAGCCAUGAAACUUGCUGUGCUUGAAGCCAUAAAGCUGGGGUAUAGACACUUCGACACUGCUUCCAAAUACGGGUCCGAGAAGCCUCUAGGAGAAGCGAUUUCUGAAGCAGUUAAACUUGGCCUUGUUACUCGUGAAGAACUAUUCAUCACUACCAAGCUCUGGUGCACUGAGGCUCAUAAAGAUCUUGUUGUCCCAUCUUUACAGAAGUCUCUCAGGAAUCUUCAGAUGGAAUACGUUGACCUCUAUCUUAUUCACUGCCCCAUCAGUGCUAAACCAGGUGAAAAACAUCAAUGGCCAAUACCUAAAGAGGAUCUUCUGCCAAUGGACUACAAGGUUGUUUGGGAAUCCAUGGAAGAAUGCCAGAGGCUUGGCCUCACUAAGUGCAUUGGCGUCAGCAAUUUUUCUAGAAAGAAACUCGAGACCAUACUCUCCGUCGCUACAAUACCUCCUUCUGUCAAUCAAGUGGAGAUGAAUCCUGUUUGGCAACAGAGGAAGCUCAGAGAAUAUUGCAAAGCCAAGGAUAUUAUAAUAACUGCCUUCUCUCCUUUGGGAGCCAAAGGGGCCAGUUGGGGCACUAAUCGAGUUUUGGAUGAUGAAACACUGAAGCAGAUUGCAAAUGCCCAUGGAAAGACUAUUGCUCAGGUUUGUCUUAGAUGGAUAUUUGAGCAAGGUGCGACUAUUGUUGUUAAGAGCUUCAAUAAGGAGAGGAUUAAGGAGAACCUGGAAAUUUUUGACUGGGGGUUAUCUGGUGAGGACUACGACAAGAUCAAUCAAAUAGAACAGCAUAGGUUGAUGCCUAUAGAGGGGUUUGUUUCUCCUCAUGGACCAUUCAAGACCUUAGAAGAUCUAUGGGAUGAAGACUCUUAAGCUUUUAUAUGUCAAAUUUUCUUGGAAAUGUCAUGUAUCUUUAAACCUCGUUUGUGUGUGUGUCUUGAAUUGAUGGCUUAAUUUUAAUGGUUUUGAUGCUUGUUUUUAAAUUUAAUAAAGACUUAUAUUGUGUGUUGAAUAAAGUAAUAUUUGUUGUAAA
Mangifera indica (mango) is the source of this 1170-nucleotide messenger RNA. RefSeq names its product non-functional NADPH-dependent codeinone reductase 2-like. The transcript has 4 exons. The record is from RefSeq and is a predicted model, not a curated record. Gene Ontology annotation, cellular component: cytosol. Bases 24 to 1010 code for a protein of 328 amino acids. Lineage: Eukaryota; Viridiplantae; Streptophyta; Magnoliopsida; Sapindales; Anacardiaceae. Gene Ontology annotation, molecular function: aldose reductase (NADPH) activity.